GCAGGUCAAAAAAUAGGACUAACGUAUUCAAAACAAUUUUUCUUUGAUGACGUUAGACUGGAAACUUAAAUGGAAAAGAGAUUAGUUUUUGGACACGCCGCACCAGUGGUUAUAGCUGCUGCCGGGACCGCAGAGUUCCCGCCCGCCCAGCCGGGGCAGGCCGGAGUGAAUAACAAACUCCACCGCAACUUCACUUACUAAAUGUUUUGGUCGUUUUCCGCAUAGACGUAUGUCUAUGGUUUUACGUCUCGUAGAAACAUUUUCUAGCUAAACUGUUCACAUUUCAGUCGAGACAUGACAUCCAAAACACGUGUCAGUGUAAAACGCAGAAGAAAAAGCAGAACCAUGAGAUCAGUUUCUAGUUUUUGCAGGCCUUUCUGACGGCCAUAAAUGGACUCACCCAAUGAUGGAUGCAUCAGGAAGGAGGAAGCCACUGAGUGAACCAGCAAUCUUCGGAUUACAACAUAAAGAACUAGUCUUAAAACAGAAGCAAUCACUCCUAUAGAACGAGAAGACAAGAAGAAGAGAGGACAGAGGCUCAGAGACAGUUGAUCUUCAUUUGACAAAACCAUCAUAACUGUGCUUGUAAAUCCAGGUUUGGUCUCUUGGAGUCUGACAUCCACCAAAGAGAAAUGAGGGGCGUGUUGUCAUGUGGAUUACUGGUCGUCCUUGGCGAUGUGGUUCUGAGCUCGGCGCUGUGGGCUGGACUGCUGCUGCUGGGCUGCUCCGGCUGCUUCGGACUGACGGCAGUGUGGGCCUUUGCAGCAGUGAAGUGGCUCGUUCUCGAUGUUCUCGCCUGUUUACUGACGGAUGGAGAGCCCCCGGCUGUGCUCAGGAGAUUCGUAGCCGCCCUCUGCCUGCUUCCUCCUGCGUUUGAAACUGGCUGCUCUCUGAAGGCGCCCCCCUCGGACCCGUACGCGGGGACACCUCCUGACUUCGGGAUGCUGCUCUGGGGAGCCGUGUCCUCGUCACUGGCCUGUGUAGUUUGGGAGAUGGGUCUCUGUGGGGAUGGGAAGAUGGGGAAAGACAAGAAGAAGGUGGAUGCUAAGCAGUUGUUCUCGAGGGUGCUGACCUACUUUAAACCAGAUACCUUUUACCUGAUCGCAGCUUUUAGUUUCCUGAUCUUGGCCGUAUUCUGUGAUACUUAUAUCCCUCUGUAUCAGGGGAAUGUCAUCGAUAUCCUCAGCGGUCAGGUGCAUCACACCAGCUUCAGCUCUGCUGUCGGGCAGCUCGUGCUUCUUUCUCUUGGAAGCGGGCUGUUUUCGGGCUUGAGAGGAGGCCUUUUCAAGUGCUCGUUGGCCAGACUGAACAAGAGACUGAUGCAUGUGCUGUUCCACAGCUUCCUCCAGCAGGAGGUGCACUUCUUUGAGGAAAAUAACCCAGGACAACUUUCCUCCCGCCUGCACAGCGAUGUUGACCGGAUGGGACGCACCAUAGCGCUGAAUGCUAACGCUGCGGUGCGCAGCACCGUCAAAACCUUCCUGAUGCUGCGAGUGAUGCUGAGCCUGUCCUGGGAGCUGACGCUGCUCACCUGCGUGGAGAUGCCGCUGCAGGCCGCUCUGCAAAGCCAGUACAUCGCUCUGUCCAAGGAGCUGAAGGAGCAGAUCCAGGACUGCCAGGCUCAGAACAAGGACCUGGUCUCCCAGACAGUCGGCGGCAUCCGAACGGUCCGCAGCUUCAGGGCAGAGAGGGAUGAGCUGAGGAGGUAUCAGGGGGCUCUGGACCGGAUGCGAGCCAUCAAGACCCGCGCGGGGGUCUACAGCGCGGCCUUCGGCUUGAUACGGAGGCUGGUGACUCUGUCUAUCAAGAUGAUGAUGCUGAUAGAGGCCCGCAGCCUCAUCUCCUCCGGCCAGCUCAGCGUCGGCACCCUGGUGACGUUUCUCCUGUACCAGAAGCCCAUGUCGGUCAACUUAAGGGAGAUCUUGUACUCUUUUGGAGAUACGUUGUCCACAGUUGGAGUCAUCUCCAAGGUGCUGAGCUACCUGGACAGGACACCCAGGUGGAGGAAGGAAGGACACUUGUGUCCUGAGAAGUUGGAGGGCAGAAUUGUUUUCCAGGACGUCACGUUCAGCUACCCCUCAGCUCUGGACAAACCGGCUCUGAAGAGCGUCUCAGUGGAGCUGCAGCCGGGGAAGGUCACGGCGCUGGUGGGCUCCUCGGGCAGUGGGAAGACUUCCCUGGUCAGCCUCCUGAAGAGGCUGUACGAGCCCCAGGAGGGCCGGAUCCUGCUGGACGGAGAGCCGCUUCACCUCUACCAGCACAAACACCUGCACCAGAAGGUGGCGGUGGUUUCCCAGAACCCUGUGCUGUUUUCUGGUUCCCUGAGGUACAACAUCGGAUAUGGUCUGAAGGACUGCAGCAGUGAGAAGAUGAAGGACGUUGCCAGGAUGAUAGAGGCACACGACUUCAUCUGUGAGAUGGAGGAUGCGUAUGACACGGACGUAGGAGAGGGUGGAGGCAACCUCUCCGAGGGACAGAAGCAGAGCAUCGCCAUCAUGAGAGUGCUGGUCCGCGACCCGCAGGUCAUCAUCCUGGAUGAAGCCACCAGCCAGCUGGAUGUGGUCUCUACGCAUGCCGUCCUGCAGGAUGUUCUGGCUCGCGGCCGGACGGUUCUGAUCGUGGCUCAUCAGCUGAAGACGAUUGAGACGGCGGAUCACAUCGUCGUCAUGGAGAAGGGGUCUGUGGUGGAGGAGGGGACGGACCCCGAGCUCAUGGCAAGGAGAGGAGCCUACUAUCGUUUAAAGAAGCAGCUGUUCUCUGAGAGCAGCUGAGCGAGGCCCGUUUGGGCCUCAGAUGUCUGGAUACGUGGAAGCUGACCAGCAUGAAUGUGUACAUCUGUUGAAUUCACCCUCCUGUUCUCGUCCAUCCGUGAUUAGGUUUUUUGGUGCGUUGCUGUCAUUCUCAGUUAUUAAACUUGUUUUUAAUAAUUUUA
Molecule: messenger RNA, 2932 nt
Organism: Cololabis saira (Pacific saury)
Lineage: Eukaryota; Metazoa; Chordata; Actinopteri; Beloniformes; Belonidae
Gene: tap2t
Product: transporter associated with antigen processing, subunit type t, teleost specific
Exons: 12
Coding region: 633-2771 (712 amino acids)
Biological process (GO): transmembrane transport
Cellular component (GO): membrane
Molecular function (GO): ABC-type oligopeptide transporter activity; ATP binding; ATP hydrolysis activity
Source: RefSeq, a predicted model, not a curated record